AGUUUAUGGUUAAAUAAAUCCUACUGUACACUCUUUGGACAGGAAAUUAAAUAAUUUAUAUAUAAUAAUUUUAUAAGACAGUAAGGCAUUAUUUCAAAUUCUAAAAAUAUGUUUUUUAAUGUCGUGUCGAUAGGUAUUUUUAAAAUGUAUUUUUUUCCUUUUUGAAUGAUCAUGCCCAGUAAUUUGACUUAGUAGUAACUUCCGUUCUUUCGCGAAUGAAGAGCGUGUGGUGAGCAGGCGAUAGGAAGUGGUGAUUUGGUGGUGUUAAUUUGUUAGAGCAAGUUAAAUUACACAUUUUUCAUCUGUGUUAACUAAGACAAGCAGAUGCAUUACUCUUCUCAUCUGCAGUGGAUGAUAAUCCGCAACAACAGUGCCUAUUUGUUGAAAAAAAGGAAUGUUAAAAAACCUUUCAGCACGGAACCCAACAAUCUGACAAACUUGAACUCUUAUCGUUACAAUGGAUUGGUUCAUAGAAAAUCUGUUGGCAUUGUUGCUGCCCCAGACAACAAAGGGUUUACUGCAGUUAUCAAGCGAACAAAGGCGACAUUCAAGCCUGCCAAGUCAAACAUCAGGACAACGUGGAAGGCAGGACCCCGCAGGUCUCUUUACAAGUUGAAGAGACUGCUGAACAAGAACUAUUACCGUCGGGAUCUGAUCAAGGCUGCGCUGCGCCGUGCCAGUGCAGUUGUGAGGUCGCAGAAACCCAUCCGCACCAAGAAAGCCCGUUCCAAGAAGGAAUAAAUGUUCUUAAUUUCUAAAUAAAUAAAUUGAUAUUCUACUGAGUUUUAUUCUUCCACUUUUUGUUUUCUUGAAAGGAAUAUUCCUUUACUUCUCGAAGUCAAAGCAUUUGCAAAACAUAAAUUUAAUAGAAAUGAUAUUAGAAAUGUUAAACUAAAUUUUAAGAUAUAUGCCAGAUUCAAAUAUUUCUUGCAAUCUUUGGAGCUAUUUUAUUAACCUUUAAUAUUUAAACCAAAGUGAUUUCUCAAUGUUCCUUCUUUUUCCCCGAUUGAUGUGAAUAUACAAUACUUUCGGCAAGAAGCACAAGGUUAGUACUACAAUCUAGACGGGUUACAAGGUGUUGCAUUACUAAUUACUCUUUCCUACAAUUUUUUAAAUAAAAUUGGUAAAUUUUCACAAUUUCUAGACUGAUGUCAGAUGUAUUCUGUGGUAUGCAAUUAAUACCAUGGAUAAAUUGAGGUUCUAUCUGCUUAAAUUGGUUUCAUUGGAAAUAUAUUUAAUCAAUUAUGGCAAUUCAUGGCCAGUUAACUACAAAUUGCAAAUCAAAUAAUAUUCUGGAUUCUCAUAAAUUAAGAAAAUUAAAUGCAAAACAAAUUCAAGGAGAUAAAAUCCUUAUUUUCAACAUCACACUUCAUAGUACGAAUAGAUUGUUGCCUGGUGUGUCAUGAACUCUUUUCCAAUACCUACUAUGGAAUUUACCCAAAUAAUCCUCCAAUGAAACUAUUGCCCAAUUUUGAAAUAUUCUCCAAAUUAUGGACAAACAUUAGUUGGGUGUCCCCUUAAAUUCAAGUCAAUCGUUCAUUAUCUGAGUUGCUCGAAACUAUUGUAGUUUAUUUUUCUUGAUUUGAUUCAUGAAAAUUAGGGAGAAAAAAAUUGUUUCAUAGUAAUUGAGAAUUACUUAACUCCACAUGCAAAUAAUUUCGCUAAAAAAUUCCUCAAACGUUUCCCCUUCCAAUUGUUUUCAAUUUUCCCCCCCGCAAUAAUAAAAAAAAAUCUCAUUUUGGGGACAAUUUCCAUCAUAUGCAAAAAAAUAAAAAAAAAGGAAUUUGUCAAGUGUGUUAGUCCUUACAUUUCACAAACCAUGAACAAAUGUUACAUGACUUGACUGGUACAUACAGUUAAUUUAAGAAAAAUAUAAUUUCUAGAUAUAUUUUUGAAAAAUUAACAGAAACAAAAUUAAAAGUUGGUCAAAAUAGAAAGCAGAGAAUAACGGAAAAGCACAAGCCCAUGGAUGAAUAUUAGAUGAUGUGUAUUAAUCUGUGACAAGGCUUCUCAUGGCCCAAGCUGGAGGAAUCUGUAUACCCAAAUUCAUUUGAGUGAGAAUGGAAGACUCCAAACUAUUUGUUGAUAUAAUAUUCAAGGAUUGGGAAGAGAUUUUUCAAGACAUGACAUAAUAGAUGGACAUUAGAAAACAUUAAAACUUCACAUUUAAGUCUUUCCAUAAUAGUUCAGUGAAUAUAAUAAAUGUAACUAAAGAAUUUGUAGGUCAUUAAAAAAAUGUAUGUACUGAUGGCACUUCUCAAGUAAACAUACCCUAAGAUUCUCUCCAGAUGUAGCCAAGAAGAGAGAAGAAUUAAUUAUGAAGACAGUUAAACAACAAAAAAAGAGGUGUGUGGUAUUUUUUUUCUAGUCUAAUAUUUCAGUCACAAGGCAAGUUCAGAAGUUGAUGCAGAAAGUGAAAUGAGUGUGUUUCAAUCUUAUUUGUGAAAUAAUUAAUAGAACUCUAGAAAACAAGGUAAAAACAACUGGUGCUACAAAUGGCACAGACUUUCCUGUAUUAGUUUUCCAUUUCCUUUGGUCUUGGCAAGCUAUUCAGACUUGCCACAUGCUCUUGCCAGCUGCUAUCCCC
Messenger RNA from Gryllus bimaculatus (two-spotted cricket), 2587 nucleotides. NCBI's taxonomy places the organism in Eukaryota, Metazoa, Arthropoda, Insecta, Orthoptera, Gryllidae. The record is from the annotation of a GenBank genome assembly.